UUUGUCUUUCCUCUGUUGCUGAUGUUUGCGAGUAGACUUAAAUCGCUACGCAAUCGAGCAUCCAAGGAGAUUUUCGUCAGAUAAAAAUAUCUGCAUUCGAAAAACAAAAACGGGUGAAUCGUUCCGGAAUGAAGCAAAGUUAGAAGAAAUAUUGCGCUCCUCAAGAACUGCCAAUACGGGAUGGAUGGAUGUGUGGAGAAAUCAGAAGAAGUGUAAAUCCUAAGGAUCGGUUGAGUGUCUCAUGUAGCAAUUAUUGAUCGAAAUCAGCGUAAAAGUUGCUUACGAAAUCGAUAAAUAGUUUGUGGAAUCGUACACUCCAUGAGGAAAAGAUGCGAUUCUGAAUCUGCUGAGAGAGUGUAUUAUAUCAUUUAGGAAAGCAACUUGAGCAAUAAAUGAUGCAGUUGCCAGGAUAGAUUGGUAGCCAAGGAAGGAAAAUCGAUCCAGUGGCAAUCCGAAAACUCCCUUCCCACCAGUGCCCAGUGACGACCAGACGUCGUGCCAAAGUGUGUGUGUGCGCGCUGCUGGGUGGAAGAAAUAAUUUGCAGGUUGGCAAAAUAACACGCAUGUGUUGGUGGUGUGGUGGCUCUCUCUCGCGGGCAACACGCGAAAAAGAAGAAGAGUGUAUGUUUUGGUGAAGAAGGUCAUCAGAUUGUGUAUCAUUUGUGUUUACGUUGUGUACGUCAAAUCGGGUGUUGUGUGUAUAGUUUUCUUUCCUAAAAAAUUCGCAGUUAUCUUCGCUCUCUACUUGCGCCUUGUGUUGAUUGCGAGUGUGUUCCAUAAUGUGUUUUGGAAGAAUCACUGUUGUCGUAUAAAAGGAAACUGGUCAGAUCUUGAACUGUCCGCGAAUUGUUAUCACGAUAACAUCGAGAUAGUUUGACUUCAGGCUUUGAAGAGAAAAAUCCUAAUCUCAGUGGGUGAAUUAGUCAACAUGAGUGAGAAGAUCAAUGGCUGUGCCAGCAAUGGUCACUCUAGCAAGCAUCAGGAUCUCAACGAAUCUGCUGGUGUGGGCGGUCCCACUACCAGCAACGAACCCAACGGGAAACCGAAGGGUCUGAAUGAAAGUGUGCAACAGCAGUUCACUCGUUUUGCGGAUUACUUCGUGAUUUGUGGGCUGGAUUUGGACUCUGGCCUUGAACCUGAUCUUUUUGCAGGUGACAGUUUACAAUGCUCCCCGCUAGACCGUGCGUACAAGAGCAAACCGCUCGCACACUACCCAGAAAACGUCGCCUGGAACCCAUUCGAUGCACAUGGGAUUUGCAUGCUCUCCCUGCCCCAAGGAUUGCGUUUCCGAACGCAAAAACACAACAUCGAGCCACGAUUUCAUGCCUUCGCAACCACACGGGAGGAUGGCAAGCGGUGCUACGGAUUUAGUUUAGUAUUCUACGAAGAGGUUCGAAAUCGCCAGAUUUGCAGUGCCAUGCAUACGCUGCAGUCGAUGUUUAUCACAGAGAUAUCCAGCUCACAGCAACCACCUCCGGGUACGUUGCGGAGGGUGAAGGACAGUCCCGUCAGCCGCUCGUUGCCAAGACACUUCAAAAUAGCCGCCCAAGCGCCGGCUUCCGCGUUGAGCUAUUAUGACAUCACCAAGGAUAAAUUGUAUGUUGCGAAAAGUGUUUCACUCGUCUGCCAGGUGCCGUACGCUCACGUCGCUGAGCUGUUCCUUCAGAAUCUCUACAAGUGUCUUCCUCGCCAUCCCGGAUCUCGUCUCAGCCUCGAGAGCUAUGUGUACAAUAUCCUAUACGAAGUAUCGACACCUCCUCCCGGGAAGUCCAUCCGAAUAUACAUACCACCGGAAGAACCUCACCUACCUCCCAUCAGCACCAUCCUGCAGCGUCCCGCUCAGAAAGAUGAGCUUCCAUUCAUGGACUUCCCCCUACGACAGCUUUUCACCUAUCUAAGCGUGGAUUGUGUGAUUCAGCUGUUCACUUGCGUUCUUCUCGAGAACCAGGUUCUUCUGAAAUCUACCGACUAUCGGAAGCUCACCAUCAUAGCCGAGUGCAUCACUUCCCUACUGUUCCCCUUCCAAUGGCAGCACGUAUACGCCCCGAUUCUACCGGCCUCGUUGCAUCACUUCCUGGAUGCGCCCGUACCAUUCGUGAUGGGGCUCCAUUCGGACUCCGAUAGCAGCCUUCGGAUUGGCAGCGAAGCCAAUCUCUGCUACGUAGACGUCGAUCGAAAAUCCGUUCAGCUGCCAGAGGAGUUACCGGCGUUUCCCCACAGACACGACUUCAUUGCGGAGAUAACUGCCGCCCUCGAUAAGUACCAAGUACCUCGUGAUAGAUCUCUAGAUCCACCCUCCAUUCUCAGCCCAAAGAAUCUCCUCAAAGAUCACGACAUGAUGACGUCGAGCUGCACGCUGCCCUCGGGGAUGCACGCCCGGCGGAAGCACUCGCUGCACGACGUCCUCGACUGGGACCGGCCAAACUCACCCGAUCUGCCACUCCCCACGGCAGCGGUUCCCUCGAGGCCCGACGUCCGCCAGCGGAUCGUUGACAUCGUCCGUCGCAGCGGAGGCGACGAAGUUGACUCCGGAACCAACGAGGCGAUGCCAAGCACAAAGCAAAAACAACCCCUCAGCACGCUGGAGCAAUACUACGAAGAUCUGAGACUGAACAACUCGAUAAGGGAGAUUUUUCUGAACCGCUUUGUACAGAUGUUUGCCGCCUAUGAGCAAUUUGUGAUUUUACCUAAUCAGGACAAAGAAGACUGGCUUAGUAACCGCGAAUCUCUGCACAACUUCGACAAGGCCUCAUUCCUGUCGGAUCAACCGCAGCACCAUCGGCCCUUUCUGUCCCAGUUCGUCGAGAGCCAGAUGUUCGUGACACUGAUCGACAACAAGAUAAUGCUUGCGUGGAAUGACGACAGCGGCGAAAACACCUGCUCUCUCGAUAGUCUGAACGGUGAUGUAGAGUACAAUCUCAAACUCUUUGACAAUCGCAUUAGAAUUCUAAGGAAACGGUACGGUGGCGAAAGUAUGAUCCGCACUGCUAACUACGAACCCUGCAUCCUCGCCAGGGAGACCCAGAAGCUGCUGGACAAGCGACUGGCCAGUAUCGAUAUGGAAGUAGCGCCACCCAGUGAAAUCCUGGACAAGCGACCGCCCUACUACCGGAGCUUCCCGCUGCUGGAGAAGUCCGUGCUGAACCAGGAGUGCGCCUCGAGAGGUAACAGUUUGAGACGAGUCAAGAAUGGUUCCAAGUGGAAGGUGAAAGAGAUUUCCCUUGACGGUGGCGGGGGAGGAGGAGGUUGCAGCAACAAGGAAAACGAUAGCGGUGGGAACAAGUCCAACAGGAAUUCUGCAAACCUAUCGGGUGCGGAGAUUAGUCCGGCGUUGAUGGCACAAGCCAACUGGACCUUCGUGGAGAAAUUGUUGAAGGAUUGCAAAAGCAAAACGAAGAGAAUGCUGCUGGAGAAAAUAGGAACCGAGGCUAUCGAGUUGGGAUUAAGUGGAGAAGCCUCCGUGACCGGGGUAGAGGAGAACACACUGAUAGCGUCACUCUGUGAUCUGCUGGAGAAGGUUUGGUCACACGGAUUGGUGAACAAACAAGGCAAGUCUGCUCUGUGGACGCAUCUGACCAGUUAUCUGGAAGUUAAAGACUGUCAGAACACGAGCAAGCAAAUCGACAACAACUAUCUGACACCAGAAAGCUGCACUAUCCCAAAAUCAAGCUACAAUUGUAAUGACAAAAACUCAAGUCUCACCAUUAGUCCAAGUGCAUCAUCCAACGACAAUAACGGUGGUAGUACAAACAGUGGCACUAAGAGCAAAUUUAACACAAUUAUACGACUGAAACGUAACCUUAACAAAUCUCCCACGGUGGUGCGUCGCAAUGAACUAAUUUCGUUAUCUUCCCCGGAAAUAUCCCCAAACUCGGCUUCGCGGUUGAGUAACUUUGUUUUGCCCAAUAUCAUUGCGAAUCUGGUGGGCACCAGACAUUACUCGAGGGUGCCCACUUGCGACAGUGCCCACAGUGGCGACAACGACCUCUCCUCGUUGGCAAUCGAACCGGAGAUUCCACCGUCACCAACUCGAGGUCGCUCCAAAUCACGCGACCGUAAAAGCUUGGGACCGGAGCAAUUGCGCCCACUUCCGGAAUCUUUGGAAUUUGAUAUCAGGAAUAUCCUCGCUAUGACCGACAUCAAGACCCACAUCGGAUACGCCCGGGCGUGGGUUCGACUAGCGCUGGAGAAGAAGCUUCUCUCGCGACAUCUUCGUUCGCUGGUUUCCGAUACCGCGCUGCUGAGACAGCUCUACAAACGGUCCGCGUUCGUGCGUUGUGACGACGAGGUGGAACAAUUUCUGUACCACCUGCUGACGCUGAAUGCGGUGGAUUAUUUCUGCUACACCAACACGUAUCCCACGGCCAAACUACCGUACCGAGUUGUGAUAUUUCCUUCGAAGAAGGGUAGCGCCGCCACUACCUCGGCCAACGUUUGGAUUGCCAUCUCGGGCACGUUGGGCGAGACGCAGCAGAUCAAUGUGCCGCGCCAUUCGCUGGAGUUUGUGUUUCAUCACAAAACAUUAGGAAUUCUAACAUCGCUGAGAGUCGGCCACGAUGACACGGGCAUGUCAUCCAAAUGGCUCGUGGAACACGUCGUCGUGAGAAACGAAGUGACUGGUCAUACCUACAAAUUCCCCUGCGGUCGAUGGCUCGGCCGUGGCAUUGACGAUGGCUCCAUCGAGCGACUUCUGAUCGGCCAACUCGUACCACGCACGGUGGACAGCGAAGAGCUGGUGGAAGCUUGCCGCACACCACCCCGAACCCGCAGUCCCAGCAUACAGCGACCAGAAAUUCGACCUUCGGACAUCCAGCACAUGCUGGGCGACUGUGUGAACGCGAUCGUCAAGUGGCACUACCGACCCAGCCGGGAGCGAGAUGCGAGCUCGCUAACGAAUUUACUCUGCGGAGAGAAUGGGUUGGUCAAAUGCUUGGAACAAGCAUUCCUGUGCGGUUUCCGCUCGCAGCGACUUUUCGGUAGGAAUCUGUAUCUGUGGGAUUAUUUCGUGCGGGUGAAGGAACAAUUCGAGGUUUGUUUAGUGGAAGAAACUGUCGAUAUGGUAAGAGGUGGGGGUUCUAUGUGUAAUUCACCGCCUACGAGUGGCUCUAGUCCUGAAUCGCCACCACAGAGCUCGACGACGGUUCAUCCACCAGUCGCUAGACAGGAAUUGUCGGCAGUGUGGCGUUGUUACUGUCACCUGAUGGAUGAGAUCAACAACGUUAAGCAAACACUCGGCAAGGAUGGACGAUUCCAGCUCUUCAUUUGUUUGAGCAUAAGGGAACACCUCCUGCAUCGAAUGCUGGUUCCGAUGGCUUACACCAGAGUCACAACCGAAAUGUACGAAGAACAAAGCUUCAUGCGGAAGAAGGGGCUACUGACAUUCCUGAGACAAAUACUCGAACCACUGGAUGAGUUCCACAUUGUGCUGGAAAACUCGAUUACCCAGGGAAUUGGUUCCCACUGUUGAGCUGUCGUGUAGGAUCAUUGUGAUGAUCACUGAUGAAGGUCGCUACUGAAAAACGUGUAAUACUCACUAGUGUUAGUUUGAUUUUGUGAAACAUUUUUUUCUACAUAAGGUAAUCUUCCGUAGAAAUCCAAUAACUGGUUUAUUAGUAACUCCACUGAAUCAAUCGUGAACUGAACAAGCAACUGAAUAAUCGAAAUCGAUGGCCAAAGAUAUUAGAGCAUUUUAUGUUCCUGAGAUGUUAUUCAUAUUAUGUUUCCACUUCGUUGGUUUUUAUGUUGUAGUUGUAAUUCGAAACGUGAUUUUAGUUCGAUCAGUUGAACUCUUAGCAUAACCCACUAUUUUUCACUAGUUUCUAACGGUUAUAUAUUAUAUAUAGUUUCCUCCGCACUACAAUUACGCAACAAGGGAAAACAUGGUCUCGGUAAAACAAAUUUGUGCCAAAAUUCACUCGGAAUAUGGGGAAAUAAAUAUUGGAACGUUACAAAUUUACACAAACCCGAUACUGUAAAAGAAGAAGGAGUUAUUGAAAGAGGAAGAAAAAAAAAUUUGAUAUUGCCUGAAGACAAAUCUCGAUGGUUGAAUGUGUGAUAAUAGUUACUGUAUAAACAAAAAAGCUCACUGUAGCAACGUAACAAAACUGAACUUAGUGUAGCACACUGUUUCCACUUGUCUAUUUACAUCGAAACAAGCGAACAGAAGGAUCGCUUUUGGGAAUUUUCUUGUACUCGCUAAAUUAUACCCCCACCCAGCCAACAACUGCGGCUGUGGUGUCAGAUACUAGUCAGUACUAGUGAUUUUGUGAGCCACUCUGUAGGAUACGAUACGAAUCAAGUAGGAAGAAUACACAAAACAAAAAUCUUGAUUAUUUUGCCCUCCCGUAGCGAAAACCAAUUCCGUCUCUAGAAUAAUCCGAAAGAAUAAAAUUCUCGGAUGAGAAAAUGCGUAGCAGCAGCAGCAGCAGGACACGGGCUUACCAUCUAUGGCGUUCGUAGCCAACAUUGAAGUCGGUUUGUGGACAUGUUCGGAAAAGUAACACCUUCACUGAUAUAAUUGUAUGUGUUCGUUGUUGACUGACAGCUAAGUAGGAUUACGAUUUUUGUGGUGGAAAACCAUGUAGCAAUUGGAUGAAUAGUAAUAAAAUACUGAAAUUUGGUUCAAUUCAUCGCAAGUCGCGGGUUUGUUUAAAAAAAGAAAAAAAAUCCAAUUGUUGUAAUGAAGUGAAAUAAAGGGUGGUUCGAAAUGGACUCCAUUAUUUCAGAGGGUCGUAACGGGGUUGGAGAGGAGGUUGGAUGGACGGUACCGUUUUCAGUCGCUGUAAUGAUUUGGUCUGAAAAGCACGGGGACUUCGUUAUCCGUACCUUAAAAAAAAACAAUCAGUCAAUGAUUACGUCACAAAGAGCCAACCGUGGAUGGGAGGAAAGGUAAAGAAAGCACCCGGUUACAACGCAAUCACCAACGUGGCGUUGAAAUUGACGAUCCUAGCUUUCCCCCAUAUGUUCAGGAUAAAGUGCGAUUCACAUACAACAUCCACGUUACGUUCACGUCCCGUCACGUUCCGUUACGUCAGUUAUUCUACCAUGCAGUUCUUAUGAAAACAUUCACAUACACCGGCAACGUAACGACCCGUCAGUAUACGUUCAACGAAAACGACCGGCGGGAUUUGUAGAAAAGAAUAAUUGACGGAGACGGACGGUUCGUUGGGUUUUUGUGUGGGCUUUGUGUCUCGACUUUUGUUUUGUUUUGGUUUUAUUUUUUAUGCCAACAUAUCUCUUAGUUCCAAAUUUCGGAGUCAAAAUCAUUCGUGACUAGUUGAGAAAAAUAGUCUAUAUAUUAUUAUUGUUGGAUAAAGGUCAAAACUUCGGGGUUUAAGCAUUUACAUAAUAUAAUUCAAUGAUUUCCGUUGAAUUUAUCUUAAAUUUAGAACUGAUUCAGGCAUGCGGAUUCGAAAGAGGACAUUGCAACUGAGGACUGUUGUAGGUGGCGACACCAUGAAUAACAUUAAAUGAAUCAUUCGUUUGACAUUUGACGUGACGGUGCUGAUGCAAGCAUAGACUGCAUGCAGAGAAGAGAAGUGGAACUUGAGAGAAAAAAAGUGGCAACGAUUUGUGGCAAGAAAAUGUAAACAGUGAAAAAAUUGACAGAUGGUUUACGCUCUAAAAAUUGAACAUAAUGUUGAGAUGUCUCUAAAAGGGUGGGAGACAUCAUACAUAAGGUGGGAGGUUCGUAUAUAAUGUUAUUAAUGUUAGCAUCAUCAUGAUAAACACGGCGAAUGGGAUAGAAAUUACGACCUGAAAAUUGAGUAAAAUAUACAUAUAGACGCUGAAACGCUGUGAACUAAUAUUAUAAUACAUUUUUAUCGGUUUAUGUAUAAUGCAUUAUCAAAAUAAACCCAUAUGUAUUGUAAUCAUAACUUGCUGUGCUAUUCAGAACAACAUUUAUGGUCGUAUUCCACCAAUGAUGACAAAUAUGUAAUUUACGAAUGAAGCUUCGCCAUAGAAACUGAACAUUGAAUAAAAAAAUUAAAAUGUGGUAAGAGCAUCAAUUGAAAUAUUUUAAAGCAUUCUCAUCGGAAUAAAUUGAAUGACACAAUAAUUAUACGACUAAAUGAUG
Toxorhynchites rutilus septentrionalis is the source of this 8077-nucleotide messenger RNA. It is a transcript of the gene pns, whose product is annotated as DENN domain-containing protein 5A. Gene Ontology annotation, molecular function: guanyl-nucleotide exchange factor activity; small GTPase binding. Lineage: Eukaryota; Metazoa; Arthropoda; Insecta; Diptera; Culicidae. The transcript has 13 exons. Bases 929 to 5467 code for a protein of 1512 amino acids. The record is from RefSeq and is a predicted model, not a curated record.